AUGGCCUCUACAGAAGAUCCCCAGAAACAUGCUCCCUCGAAUGGAGAUGCCCCCGAACCAGCGCAGUCGUGGACAUAUCCUACACGAACGUGUCGACUCUGUCUCGAGGAGGUCCCCGCCACAGUUACUCUCUACCCUCCCGGGCUCCCGCCUGCCUUUCAACGCCCCGUUGUUGAGUACAAAAAUGAAGAUGAAUACGGCCGGCUGAUCAAGCCGUGCCAUUGCAGAGGAGGCAUGCGGUACAUACACGAGCUCUGUCUGAGGCGAUCAAGGACAGAGGGCGUUCGACCCGGCUCGCUCUGGAAAUGCCACGAAUGUGGGUAUCAGUUCAACUUCAACAGGCUCACCGUCCAGAAAUACCUCGGCAGCAGGACAGCUUCGGGAGCUUUGACGGCAUUUGUCAUGCUGGUGAUUGUGUUUCUGCUGGGAUUUAUUGCAGACCCCAUCCUCAACCUGUACACCGAUCCCUACGAGACAAUCGUCGGCCAUGAGGAUGUCUGGCAAGCCGUUGAUGUCAAUGACUCCAAGGGAAGCCUAUCCGGCUGGGCUCAACAUUUUACAAAGGGACUGGUUUCGAUGGGCGUGCUAAGCUUCUUGAGGACCAUGAUUCUGAACCCUUUCCAAUGGUGGAAUCUCAGAAAUACCGGCCUUGUCACUGGCAGAGUAUCUGGGAGAUCUGCUACUGGUCGUGACCGCGCUGUGAACAUCAGCUGGAUCGUGGUGGCUAUGGGUAUCCUGUCGGCAUCGUAUUUCUUCUAUCAGUGGGUGCAAACGAUCAUUGGCAAAUCACUUCAACGCAUAGGGAACAACAUCGUUGACACGCAGCUUCCGGGGGACGAUGACGAUAUCAAACCGCCGCCUGGGUUUAAAUUCGAAAACAGCCAACCGGUUGAUAACAGUCCUGAGGCAGGGCCCCACCAGGAUGACAAUCUGCAAACAAACCAACAUGAGGAAAUAGCCAAAGGAGAGGACUCAGAUGAUCCUCCCAUCCAACCGGCUGUCAUGCCUGGGACUUGGGAGUCACGUGGAUACAGCUCCGCGUUGGACGAUGCUCAGAGGCAAGGCUGGUCAUUUAGAGGGCUCUAA
Fonsecaea multimorphosa CBS 102226 is the source of this 1086-nucleotide messenger RNA. RefSeq lists its product as uncharacterized. The transcript has a single exon. Bases 1 to 1086 code for a protein of 361 amino acids. Lineage: Eukaryota; Fungi; Ascomycota; Eurotiomycetes; Chaetothyriales; Herpotrichiellaceae. The record is from RefSeq and is a predicted model, not a curated record. Gene Ontology annotation, molecular function: zinc ion binding.